Messenger RNA from Rotaria sp. Silwood1, 1401 nucleotides. Lineage: Eukaryota; Metazoa; Rotifera; Eurotatoria; Philodinida; Philodinidae. The record is from the annotation of a GenBank genome assembly.
AUGUUUGACAACGUUCAUUUGUUAACUAAUAAUACAACUGUUGCUUCUACUAUUGUACAACAAAAUAAUUAUUUAACUUAUUAUUUUGUUCCAUUUUAUACAAUACUCUUUUUUCUUGGUACAUUUGGUAACGGUCUUGUUAUUAUUAGUAUCCUUCGUUCAUCUCGUCUUCGAACAGUGACUAAUACUUAUUUACUUAAUAUAGCUAUUGCUGAUUUUGUUCUUCUUCUGAGUGUACCUUUUCUUAUUGUUACUAUACUUGCUAAUGGAUGGAUAUUUGGCAAUAUUUUAUGUAAAAUGUAUUACAAUUUAAUUCAUAUAAAUCAAUAUGUUGGUUCACUUUUAUUGGCUGCUUUAUCAUUUGAUCGAUAUUUAGCUGUGUGUCAUCCAGUUCGAGCUAUUGAAUUUCGAACAAAAACAAAAUGUAUAAUUAUUAUAAUUGCAUGUUGGCUUAUAUCCAUUCUAUUUCUAUGUCCAACAUGGGUAUUUGCAACUGUCACAUCUGAACAAUACAUAAUUUGAUGUGUUAUUGAUUUUCCAUCGAUUGUAUUUCGAAUUCCUCCGGAAAUAGUUUUUACUUAUUAUGGAUUUUUACUUGGAUUUCUUAUUCCUGUAUCUAUGAUAACAACAUUUUAUAUACUUAUUCUUAUACGUCUUAAUAAUAUACGUCGAAAACAUAAAUCUGGAAUUAAACAACGAACACAUCGUAAAGUAACACGAAUUGUACUUGCUGUUGUAACAGCUUAUUUUAUUUGUUGGAUGCCAUAUUGGUUUUUACAAAUAUUUAUCACAAUUGAUCCAUUAAUACAUUCAUUACGUUUAAAUUUUUCUAUAUUACCAACUAAUUCAAAUAUGCGAUAUCUUAAAGAAUUAACACAUUUAACAACAAUUUUUGGUUAUGCUAAUAAUUGUCUUAAUCCAGUUUUAUAUGUUUUUUUAUCGGACUCAUUUCGGGAAGAAUAUUUAAUUCUACUUAAAUGUUUUCAUCCUGGUGAGAUAUUUGUAGCACAUACGUUGCAUGAUGAAAAUACAGAAAAGCGUUCUCAUAAACGUCAAUCAGAUCGACAACCAUCACUCCGAUGUGCUACUCGUCAAGAAAUAGCUAUAAGAAAUCUUAAACAUAGUGUAGCUAUUGAUGAAAUACCUUCAAAUUAUGGAUCAUUUUCGUUUUUUUUACAUCGUAGUAAUGAUGAUAAACAUCCUUCGGAUUCAUCAUCUUCACUAAGAAUUAACGAAUAUGAAAUGCAGCAUAAUGAUAAUACAACGAUAUCUUCAAAAAGCACUUUACUUCAAUGUCCAAAUAAUGAUAAAAAGAAAAUGUUAAUGGUUAAUUUAUCUGUAUCUUUUACUCAUUCUACAACCAGAAUUAUCGAUGACGGUGGUGUCUAUUGCGGUGAUUAG